This is a messenger RNA of Candidozyma duobushaemuli, 510 nucleotides long. RefSeq lists its product as uncharacterized. Bases 1 to 510 code for a protein of 169 amino acids. The record is from RefSeq and is a predicted model, not a curated record. Lineage: Eukaryota; Fungi; Ascomycota; Pichiomycetes; Serinales; Metschnikowiaceae. The transcript has a single exon.
AUGUUAGUAUCUCUCUUUGGAUUGAUAGUUGUGUUGCUACACCCGACUUUGGUGUACGCUAGUGAAAGUGACUUUCUGGGGAAUGACAGCGACAUUUCGGGACAUUCCUUUGAAGGCAGCUUGUCAAACAGUGAACCUAUCGUUCUAACAGGAGACUCUGAAGAGCGUGUUGCGUUGGUUGAUCAAAUAUACAACAUCGAAACCCAAAAUGCGUUACUAAGUGAGGCGCAAGAGGCUCCUUCGCUUUGUGGAGUGACCUCUAACACCUCAAUCUCCACUCAUUUCGAAUGCAGUAAUGCAAUCACAUUUAUUAUCCAUGUCAGCAGCGAAGAUGACGAAAAUUACAGCCCGGCUUUCAACUGUUUGCUUAAGAAUUUCAAAGGUGCACAUUCUAUUCGGCCUGAGGGUGCAAAAUUGGAGGCAGUUCUGGCAGAAGAGAACUUAAAGACAGUUCGGGAAAUGCUAUGGUGGUUAGACAUUGCUGAGCUUAGGAGAUUGGUCAAGCAUUGA